Messenger RNA from Macrosteles quadrilineatus (aster leafhopper), 6119 nucleotides. Its product is annotated as protein turtle homolog A. Lineage: Eukaryota; Metazoa; Arthropoda; Insecta; Hemiptera; Cicadellidae. Gene Ontology annotation, molecular function: protein binding. The record is from RefSeq and is a predicted model, not a curated record. Bases 207 to 1151 code for a protein of 314 amino acids. The transcript is spliced from 7 exons.
CAAUAAAGUUGUGGUUUGGUUUUAGGAUGUAGGCUACGAUGUAAAUAAGAAAUAAGUUUUACAGUUAUAAAGAUGGAAGACGGAUAGAUAUUACAGUUUGUUGUUAUAAGUGUGUGCUGUAAAGGUCUUCACUUCGUGUUACGGUACCACGUAUUACAAACAAACAUUAAUUUUUAUCAAACAACAAUAAGAAGUGGCAUGGAAGAAUGUAUAUCGCUUAUGUAGCUGACGUUAUAUUGAUUUUUAUUUUUAUUGGAGGGCUCAGUGUUGCCAACCUGGAGGAUGGUGAGGUGAGAGUGGACGAGGGGGGCAACCUGACGCUGCCAUGUGUGGAGGCCUUUGAGACGGAGGUUGAGGACUAUCAAGUGUACUGGGUACAUGAGGGCCGAGCUAUAGAUGCCACUGUGCUGGACAACGACUCUCUGUUCCUAGAACACAUGCGCAGAGAAGACGCUGGCUCGUACAAGUGCAUCGAGGUUGACACCGACCGCACACUGAGGCAGAUCAAAGUCCUCGUCCGAACUCCUCCCCCUCGUCUGGUGAAUGUGACUGUUCAUGCCUCCACUAUCCUGGCACUGUUGAGGUGGGAUGUAGCUGACACUGGAGGCUACCCCAUAUCUCACUACACAGCUCAGUACAGACUCAAGCACAGUUCUCCUGAUGAACCUCCAGAUGAAUGGCACAAAGUCAUACCUGGCCGCAUCAGUCCCGUAGCGAGUCAGAUAGAUGUGUAUAAGCUUGAGCCAAACUCUACUUAUCUGUUUGAAGUCUGGGCAAGCAAUCAACUCGGGGAGGGGGAAGUAGUCCAGGUAGAGGGUACUACACAUCACGACUCUGAGGAAAUUGAACUGGGCCGCCACUUGCUAGAGGGGGUGGAGACAUUUGACACCAGGUACUGGGUAGCCGCAGUCGCUGUUGUCAUGGGUACACUCGUAGUGUUGGCACUGGGAACAUGCUACGCUCUCUACCGUGAAUGUCAUCUGCCGCUCAUCAUCACUGAAGGCGAGGAGGUAAUGGAGUUGGUUCCUCACAUCAUCCUCAACCCAGGGUUUCAUGACGAGAGUCGCUGGAGCGAUCCAGACGAGAACGCCAACGACUUUAGAACCACACGACUCAACAACAACCAUGUCGUUCGACCUUUCCGCGUCUGACUACACAACGAAGGAAGUGCCACAUUGGAAAACCAUCUUUGCGACGGUGUUAUAUUUUCUAGUAAUUGAAAAAGACUAUUUUGGUUUGUUUGGCGAAUCACUGCAGGCUUACCUAACUGCUGAUAUUGCUUGUUUUGGAAAAAUUAGUCCAAAUCUACUUUGGAAUCCACAUGUAUUGUAAUUGAUAGUGUUUUAUGUAUGAUGCUUUUUUAGUUUUGCUAUUCAUAAUGUUAUAAAUUUAUUAUUUAAAUUUUGUUACAUAGUGUUGUAAAGCAUGCAAUGCAAUGUAUUGUAAGCCAAAUGUCAGAAAUGAAAGCCUAGCUCGUGUAUCAGUCAAUCAUGUAGAUAAUUUGUAAACGUUUUUUUUUUCUUUUGUUUAUUGUUUACAAAUGUUUAAAGCAAUUUAAUAUUCAUCAGAUUCUGUAAUUGAUCAAAAAAACUGAAGAAUGUUUUUACUGCAAUAACUUGUGGAGAUGGUCUUUCAAGUAUUACUUCCUUGAAGCAUUGAGGACUUUUUGCGACUGAUUGUAACAAAAUUGACUGACGUAUAAAACUUGUUGGUUCCACGAGCCAAUGUUGUUGUAGCGUUAGUCUACGCUUGGCGCCGACUUUUGUGGCAGCUGAGAGCUUAGUUCACCUUGUUAAGCGUUACUGAUAAGCACCCAACGGCCAACACUAGUAGAUGACAAAAUAAACAAAAGAUGGUUCAAUGUGUCCCUCUAACUCAGAAUUAACUACCAAGGAAAAUAAUACUAGCCUGUAUUAUUAAUCAAAGCUUUCAUCUUUCAAAGCUCCAGCUUAGAUUUUCCUACAACACUGUACAACUGAUUAGUGAGCAUCUAAAUUUAAAUCCCUCUUAAACUGUUUCACAUAAAUUGUCUUAGUGAAUGAUGUCAAUAGUGUACAAUUGUAUUGCCUAAAACUAAAUGUAGGCCUAGGAUUUACCCAACCUCUUCAAGAUUAUGUCUUAUCUAAAGUUAAUGGAAAUUGCUGUUUGGAGGUUAUUCAGUUUUAUUGAUAUAAAGGAUAUACAGAGCCAUAGAAGGUGUUCAUGCUGGUUUGGGUGAUAUAAGCUCUCGUAUACCACGCAAGUAGUGCCCAGUAUAAUUGUUGAUUGCCGAGGAAUACUCAGUGCGAGAGGCCUUAUCAUCAUUGACAGAGAGUGCCUCUCUGUUGUCGCUGCUCAACAGUGUUGUUUCUGUGUUCUUGGUCAGUGUUACAACACCGGAUAGAAAACCCUUAUUUGAGAUCAAAAAUCUUGUUUGAGAUCAUUCUUUUUUUUAAACCUAUUAAAUUAAUUAAGAUGACAAAAUUAAGGGAAAUGUUGCAUAAUGGAGCACUGAUAGGCCUACUUGAGUUUGAUCAUUAUGUUUUCUUUUAUUUUGUUUAGUGCUCAUUUUAAACCAUAUUUAAUUCAUUUGAUAUUGUGUAAUAACAAUUUAAAUUUGUUUUCAUAGGUUACACAAGCUGUUUUAUAUUGUUUUAACCACACAAACAAAUUUAACACCACUGAGCAUGGUGGUCAGUUUUCCAGUAAACAUCUUUUUUCUCCUUAUUUUACUGACUGUUUUUAUUUUAUCAACUCCAGACUAACAAGUGAUAAAUAUAAUAAGACUACAAUACUAGACGUUGUCAUCAUGAAAAAGAUGACUUACUCGGUUAAAUAAUAAAGACUUUCUUUCAGAAUCAUCUCUGAAAAGAAUCCUUUAUAAAUGAUAUGUUUAAGAAAUUAGUUGAAAAUAAUUUUCUCAAGCCGGUGAGAGUAGGUAACACUGAUCAGUCUUUCAAACGGAGCUUUUGGCAGCAGUUUUGUCACCUAUUCACUUUUGCCAAUUCACUUCCAAUAACCCAUGACAUAACUAUAGUUAUAUUCUAAACAUAGGAAACUAAAUUUUAUAAACAUUAAUGGGGAGUGAGUUGACAAAAGAUCCCCUAUUGCCUUCCUGCAAAUUUGUACAAGGCUCCUAGUCAAAUGUGAUUUGUAUUUUUGGAAUUAUUGCGCCAUGUAAGUUUUGUAUUUUUAAUAUAAGCAUACAUGUAAUGUCAAUGGAUCUUUAUAGUUUUCAAACUACUGCUGAAAUGUUUGUGUUGUAGUUGUGUUUAUUCACAAAAUGUUCCAACUCCAACCUGUUGUCAAUACUUGAACUUGAUAUGAAACAAAAAUUACAAGAAAACUCAAAAUAUGAGCAAGAGAGAGAUUUCUGAAAAAUUACUUGUUUGCUAAUCUGUGGAUUUGAUUGGUAAUUAAUAAAUUUACCCAUACAAACAUUUUUUUUAUUUGACGGUAUUACAGUGCAAAAAAAUAGGUUUGUACCCAAUGACAAAGUACGGUAUUCCAAAUAUGUAACAAAAAUUAUUUGAAAUGCAUAAUUAGUUAUAAGUAUAGUCAAAGUCAAUCUUGCUGAAGUUCCAUUACUCACAUCCAUACAAUAAGUAAUAAUAAAUUCCAGAAUUAAGGAAAAUUUAACAUUUAUACUGUUAAUCUGAAACACAACUUUCCUUGCACAAAAUCAGCUGAUUGGAGGUGGGCAAGAAACACCAGAACACUAGCAGUGGUAAACAAACUAAAAAGAUCCAUUUUCAUCAUUGAUGAUGUUUUGGUUUGGACUCAAGGUACUAAGAGACUGUGUCGAUUUGACAUAAAAUGAGAUUAGUAACCUCAUUUUAUGUCAAUAGAUCAAUCCUGGAGGCAAAUUAUGUAUAAAUGUGUAGAUUUGUUAAAUUGUAUUGUAGAAAUCAGAGGACAAUUUUACAAUUACAAGGAAGCUGUUAUUAUGCCUUUUUAGGUGGGAAACAUUGUCCAUGAGAGCAUUUUCUUUACCUUCUAUAAAUUCAGUUAAGUGUAGAAGUCAAAUUUGUGUAAAAAGUUGAAAAUUAAUAUAGGGAUUUUGUAGUAACAGAUAUAAGGUGUAGGCCUAAUUCUAACCAUCUGAGGACUAUUAAUAACAAGCUUCUUUAAAAAUGUAAUUUGAUUGAAAAUAUCAAAGUCGAGUCUGGUUAUGUUUGCUCCAUUUUCUAAAUGACAUGGUGUCGUGAUUACAAGUCCGUAGUUCUUGGGUCUACCAUUCGUCACUUACCUGCCUGUAAUGUACUCGAUGUUCAGCACUUAGUGAUACCGUAAACGUAAACUAUAGGUUAGGUUGUAAGCUAAGCUCUCUUUUUACUAUCACUUGUUUUAGUAAGUUUUUUUCUGUAUUAUUGACAUUCGAUCAUUUUUUAUGGUCUCUCACACAUCUUACUUCUCUCUUGUUCUAAAAAUAAUAGUAGGCCCUAUGUAUAUUUUUUCUAAUAUUUGUUUACAAAUGGUUUUGCUUAGUGCAUAAUACAAGAAACAUAUUCUCAAUCUUUGAAAUUCAUAUAACCUAAGUAUAAUAAAUUAGUUUUCCAUGCCUUCCAUAGUAAUAACAAUUAAAGUAAUUUUAUAGAAAUACAUUUGAAAACACUAUUUACUUGUAGUACUUUCACUUAUUCAUGAACUUUUAAAAUUGAGAUCAUGUUUCAUACAAUGUACACCUAACUCAAUAAAUGAGCUUAGAAGAUACUUUAUAGUCAAGUAUACACAGGGCUGACCCUAAGACAAAUUAGCAAUCAACCUAUCAGUGUUUUAUUUUUUAUUUUGCUUGACUUACUUAACUAGAAGUUGUUCAUCUUGAAAUACAAUAUUUUCCACCAUAUAUAGCUUAGCUAGGGUCAUCUCUGUGUAAAUGUUUGUCUUUCAUUUUGGUAAUAAAGUUUUUAUACGAAUAACUCCCAAGUUUUGAAAUACAAUGUAAUUUAAUAAUUUAACUAAUUAAUACUGCCUUGAUUUUCUAUAAUAUAUUUGACAGUGGUUUUCGCAAUUAAUAUUUAAAAAACAUUGCAAUUUGUUGUGUGAUAUUUAUAUUUUUUGUUGUUUAUAUUGUCUUAUUAGGUUUGCAGAUAUAAUUUGUGAUUUAUUUUACAUUUCUAAAUAAUAUUUAUACAAAUUUUUUACAUUACUGUACUCUAUUACCAUGACAUUACUAGACCUUCUCCGGAGGACCAACCCCCCACCACCACGCCGUGGGGCGAACGUGUUCUCUUGAGGGAACACUAUUACCGCAACGAUACCUGGUGCAGCCAUUGGUGUUCGUGGUAUAGUGGAUAGAGUACUCGGCUGAUGUCCAUGAGAUAGCCAGAUAGAAUCCCACCGGUGACUCUAACUUUUUGUCAAAGGAUUUGCUUAGAAUGUGAUUACUUCUUAACUAACUGUACAUCUUUUGUUUGAAUCUUUGGCAUAUAUAAUUUUAUUUUAUGAACAGAAAUAUUUUGUUUUCGAUUUGUAAACCUUUAUUUGGUUUUUAUCUUAUAUCUUUUUUAUAUUAUCAGCAAGUUUGGUUGGUUUAGUUAGGUUAUGAUGGUUUAGUAUUAUAAUUAAAAAUGAUAAAAUUAAUUUUAUAAUUUUUCUUAAAUCGACGUGAGGGGCUCUCCCACAAUCUCCCACUCCUUCGCAGAAGAGGUUCUCAUCGGUUUUUGACCAGGACCCUGAGAUGCUAGUCGGUGGGGGUAGGGGGGUCCUCCAGAGAAGGUCUCGUCAUGACAUUUAGUUAAACAGAUUGCAUUUAUGUUGUGAUCAAAGUGAAGUUAUAAAUGUUGCCGAGUGAAUAUUAUGUUGCCGAGUGAGUAUCUUGCCGAGUGAAUAUUAUAUGCUUUUUCUAGACAGUCGCCUUGCUUUUAGAAUACGAUAUUAUAACAAAUGUGAUAGUAUUUUUAAGUUGUAUGUGUUUAAUAUAUAUUUUUUUAUAUAAUUAAUUGUAUUGAAACUUAAUUUUAUUUGCAAUAAAGUUGAGACUUCCUGAAAUCAUAUCAAGAUACAAUAUUGUAAAUUUAAAUUUGGUUAGUUAAAACCGGAUUUCCAAGUAAUUGAUAUACAUUUUUUCAGGGGUUUUAUCUAUAAAUAUACAGGGUGUCCCUCGAGAGGUGUCUCAAAUCGAUUACUGGAAAACGGCU